This is a messenger RNA of Rhododendron vialii, 2572 nucleotides long. RefSeq names its product exocyst complex component EXO70E2. NCBI's taxonomy places the organism in Eukaryota, Viridiplantae, Streptophyta, Magnoliopsida, Ericales, Ericaceae. Gene Ontology annotation, cellular component: exocyst. The record is from RefSeq and is a predicted model, not a curated record. Bases 466 to 2448 code for a protein of 660 amino acids. Gene Ontology annotation, biological process: exocytosis. Gene Ontology annotation, molecular function: phosphatidylinositol-4,5-bisphosphate binding. The transcript is spliced from 2 exons.
AGAAAAGCAUAAAAACACCAUAAAGCAAAGCAUCAUACUAUCUUCAACAAAUAUCCAAAUUUUCCAGAGAUCGGCCAAGGAAAAUUGAUAGCUUGAAACCUUGGAAUACCAUUUUCCUCAGAUUUUAUCUCCCAAAGGUUUCGAACCUCCUUUGUCUUUUCUUUGAUUCACUCUCCAGGAAAUUGGGAUUGUAUACCUAGAAUCUUGAUGAAUCUUGAUUUGUUAAUAGAGAUUUGUUAAUAGAGUUCUAGUUCGAUCUUGUUUGAAAUGGUUUGAUCCUACCCUAUACUCCUGAUUCCCUUUUCAGUGGGACUAUUGGAAAUACCCAAUUUUCCAUUUAUCAUUUUAAUUGGAAAGAAGUGAUUUGGCCUCAAUUUAAGAGGGUAGCCUUUACUUUCAAGGGCUUCUUUUGGUGGUUGUUAGGUUCUGGUUUUAGGGUUUCUGUUUGUGUGCAAUUUAUAUGCUAUGGGAGACUGUAAACCUGUAACUCCAACAUUGGAAGGGGAAGAAGAUUUAAUUGCUGCUGCCCAGCAAAUUGUAAUAGCGUUGGAAACUAGAAGGAAUUUGACGAGUGAUGCGAGGAAAAUCUUGGCAGAUUUAGGCACCCAAUUGUCCUCCAUUACAAAACUUAAUGAAAACAAAAAGGAGGAGGAGGUUGAGGAAGAGGACGGGUUAGGUGAGAUCAAGGAGCGACUAAAUAUCGUUCGAGAUAAGGUCAUGAAUUGGGAGGUAGAUGAGUCUAUGAUUUGGGAUUGUGGCUCCGAAGAAGCUUAUGAUUAUGUUAAGGCAGUGGAUGAAGCACAAAAGUUGAUUGAAACGCUAGAGAGUUUGUGUUUGAAUAGAGAUGGCGAAGAGAGUGAGCUUCUUUGCAGGGCUCAUGAUGUUGUUCACACGGCGAUGGUGAGGCUUGAGGAAGAGUUUAGGCACAUGCUUGUUCAAAACAGGCAACCCUUUGAGCCGGAGCACGUGUCUUUUAGGUCAAGUGAAGAGGAUGUUGAAAAUGAGGGGUCAAUUAUUUCUAUUGGGGAUGAAUCGGUCGAGGACUCUGUUCCGAGGGAUAGUAUAAGCAGAAGGAGCUUGGGGGAUUUCGUAUUCGAUUUGGUCCACCCGUCUGUGAUUCCUGACCUGAAAUGCAUUGCCAAGUUGAUGUUUGCUUCGAGUUACGACCGGGAAUGCACACAGGCCUUUAUCAGUGUCCAGAAGGAUGCCUUGGACGACUGUCUCUUCAUGCUUGAAGUGGAGAAGCUGAGCAUUGAAGAUGUGCUUAAAAUGGAGUGGGGUGCUUUGAAUUCCCAAAUCAGAAGGUGGACUUGGGUGAUGAAGGUUUUUGUGCGGGUGUAUCUUGCCAGUGAAAAGAGGCUGAGUGACCAGAUUUUCGGGGGAUUUGACUCUUGUAGUUCGAUUUGUUUCGUUGAGGCAUCAAAGUCUUCCAUGCUUCAGCUGCUGAAUUUUGGCGAAGCCAUAGCCCUUGGCCCUCGCCAACCAGAGAAGUUGGUUCGUAUUCUUGGCAUGUAUGAGGUGUUGACAGACCUUAUCCCCGAUAUAGAUGCUUUAUACGCCGAUGAGAUUGAUUCUUGCGUGAGAAACGAAUGCCAAGAUCUCCUAAGGCGAUUGGGGUAUUGUGUGAAGGCAACUUUCCUUGAAUUUGAGAAUCUUGUUGCCUCAAACACAUCUACAACCCCUUUUCCCGGAGGAGGAAUUCACCAUCUCACUAGAUACGUCAUGAAUUACAUCAGGACCCUCACGGAUUACUCUGAAACCCUAAAUUUGCUUCUCAAAGACUCCGGUAAAGAAACUUCAGUUUCAUUUUCGCCUGAUUUGAAUCCAACUGUGGACGAUAAUUCAAGUAUAAGGUCAAGUUUUUGUGUUUCUCCAACGGCUCUUCACUUUCGAUCCCUCAUUUCAAUUCUACUGUGCAACCUUGAUGAUAAGUCCAAACUAUACAAGGAAGAUUCCCUUCGCCACCUUUUCUUGAUGAACAACAUCCAUUACAUGACUCAAAAGGUCAAGGAUUCUGAGCUAAGAACUAUUUUAGGGGAUGAAUGGAUUCGCAAGCACAAUUGGAAAUUCCAACAGCAAGCGAUGAAUUACGAGCGAGCCACUUGGAGUUCAAUCCUGUCAUUGUUAAGGGACGAAGGGAUACACUAUACCGGUUCGAAUUCUGUGUCGAGGACUCUUCUGAAAGAGAGGAUGCAGGUCUUUUAUGUCGCGUUUGAAGAGGUUUACAAGAUCCAAACGGCGUGGUUAAUCCCAGAUGUCCAGCUCCGGGAGGAUCUGCGAAUCUCGACAUCAGUUAAAGUGAUCCAAGCUUACAGGACAUUUGUAGGGAGACAUUGUAGCAAUCUCAGUGACAAGAGCAUCAAGUAUAGUGCUGAUGAUUUAGAGAGUUUCCUCUUGGAUUUGUUUGAGGGAUCCCCAAGAUCAUUGCACAGUUUCCACAGGAAGUGAAUGACCGUACGUCUAUAAUGUAAUAAGGCCUAAAAGAGUUCCAGUGUUUAGUGUGUUGUAUUCUUUCGCUUGCGAUAAUAUAAUUCGCAUUUGUCAAAUGAAAGAAAGUGUUUUGAGUUUUGUA